Messenger RNA from Hemibagrus wyckioides, 601 nucleotides. Its product is annotated as hemoglobin subunit beta. The coding region runs from base 81 to 527 and encodes 148 amino acids. Gene Ontology annotation, molecular function: organic acid binding; peroxidase activity; oxygen binding. The record is from RefSeq and is a predicted model, not a curated record. The transcript has 3 exons. Gene Ontology annotation, cellular component: haptoglobin-hemoglobin complex; blood microparticle; hemoglobin complex. Gene Ontology annotation, biological process: oxygen transport; hydrogen peroxide catabolic process. Lineage: Eukaryota; Metazoa; Chordata; Actinopteri; Siluriformes; Bagridae.
GCAAAAUAGGUAAAGAUUCGUUCAGAAUUUUUAAGCUCAGGUUUUGUUAAAGAAUUCAAAGAAUUCACUAAGACAUCAAAAUGGUCCAUUGGACAGACGCCGAGCGCCAUAUCAUCGCCGAAGUCUGGGGAAAGAUCAAACCUGAUGAGCUCGGACCACACGGCCUGGCCAGACUCCUGAUUGUGUAUCCAUGGACCCAGAGGUAUUUCGCUUCCUUUGGUAAUCUAUCAAAUGCCGCAGCUAUCACAGGAAACCCCAAGGUGGCUGCUCAUGGAAAGGUUGUCAUUGGUGGUCUGGAGAGAGCUGUGAAGAAUUUGGACAACGUUAAGGCCACCUACGCUAAGCUGAGUGAGCUUCACUCUGACACACUGCACGUGGAUCCCAGCAACUUCACGCUUCUUGCUGACUGCCUCACCGUAAAUCUGGCUGCAAAGCUCGGACCCGCCGUCUUCACCCCUGAAGUGCACGCGACUUGGCAGAAGUUCCUGAACGUCGCCGUGGCUGGUCUGGGCAAGCAGUACCACUAAACAAAAAGCAGAAUAUAAAGAUCUGCAGGUCUUUUCUCUGUGACUAGAACAUGAAAUAAAACGUUAAACACGCA